UCUGCCCCAGACUCCGCACAGGCACACACUCCUCAGAUAGGAAGGUGAGUGACCCUGGGUCAAAAUGACCGAGCGCUACGACUGCCACUACUGCAAGGAGUCCCUGUUUGGGAAGAAGUAUGUUCUGAGAGAGGAGAAUCCCUACUGUGUGAAAUGUUACGAGAGCCUGUACUCCAACACCUGUGAGGAGUGCAAGAAGCCCAUUGGCUGCAACACCAGGGAUCUGUCCUACAAGGACCGUCACUGGCACGAGGACUGUUUCAAGUGCUUCCAGUGCAAGCGCUCGCUGGUGGACAAGCCCUUCUCCACCAAGGAUGAACAACUCCUCUGCACUGAGUGCUACUCAAAUGAGUAUUCCUCCAAGUGCCAUGAGUGCAAGAAAACCAUCAUGCCAGGCUCCAGGAAAAUGGAGCACAAGGGGAACAGUUGGCACGAGACCUGUUUCACCUGUCAAAGAUGCCAGCAGCCCAUUGGCACCAAGAGCUUCAUCCCUAAGGACAACCACAACUUCUGUGUGCCCUGCUACGAGAAGCAGUUUGCCAUGCAGUGUGUGCACUGCAAGAAGCCCAUCACCACUGGCGGGGUGACCUACCAUGACCAGCCCUGGCACAAGGACUGCUUCCUGUGCACUAGCUGCAAGCAGCAGCUGUCUGGUCAGAGGUUUACCUCUAGAGAUGACUUUGCCUAUUGUCUCAACUGCUUCUGCAACCUUUAUGCCAAGAAGUGUGCCUCCUGCACCACCCCCAUUAGUGGCCUUGGAGGCAGCAAGUAUAUUUCCUUUGAGGAGCGCCAGUGGCACAAUGACUGCUUCAACUGUAAGAAGUGCUCCGUGUCCCUGGUCGGCCGUGGCUUCCUCACUGAGCGUGAUGAUAUCCUGUGCCCAGAGUGCGGCAAGGACAUCUAACUCAACGUUAUGAUAGAGGAAAGACAGAGAUACAAUCAGUACUAUCAGAGCACAGCAUCUUCACUACCAAGCAUUACUAUGAAUGUACAUUGUUGUAUGCAAAUACAAACUACUAACAGUGUUUUUUGAAUUUAAGUUAAAUGUUCACUCUUUGAGAAAAGUAAUUACUAAUAAAAUAUAAAUGUUGGCAUGAAUGUAAAGAGAAUUAUGAAACAGCAAAAUGUUUGCAGAUAUACACUGUAUGAAGCAUUUUUAAAUAAAUCUACAAUAGUAAUGUAGACUAUCACCUUUGAAGUGUAAUAAUUACUGCUUUGUGCAUGGAUUAGCUUGGUGCUGUAAUCAGAGGUUUUGUGAAUGAGUUCUGCUUCCAAUAAAAUAUAUCAAAAUUG
Messenger RNA from Dicentrarchus labrax (European seabass), 1293 nucleotides. Its product is annotated as four and a half LIM domains protein 2. The transcript is spliced from 6 exons. Gene Ontology annotation, molecular function: transcription coregulator activity. Gene Ontology annotation, cellular component: nucleus; Z disc. Lineage: Eukaryota; Metazoa; Chordata; Actinopteri; Moronidae. The record is from RefSeq and is a predicted model, not a curated record. Bases 65 to 904 code for a protein of 279 amino acids.